GUGAGAACGAGGCGAAUUGACGUCAAUGGCAGGCUUUGAUUGGUGUUUUACCAUUUCCGGUGGGCAGACGUCCAAGCGCCUGUGAGGAAGAGUUGUCGCGCGUCUCUGAAUAACGGAAUAACGCAGAAGCCGAGUCGCGUUAUAAAGGCUCGGUCAGAGGUCAGAUCUAGCGUUCAUCAUGGCGUCAGGCAGCGCGAGCGGCGAGGAGGAGAAGAGUCUGAGGGAAUGUGAGAUAUACGUGCAGAAACACAACAUCCAGCAGCUGCUGAAGGACUGCAUCGUCCAGCUGUGCACCUCGCGGCCCGACAGACCCAUGGCCUUCCUCAGAGAACACUUCGAAAGGCUGGAGAAGGAGGAAGCGAAGCAGCUCCUGAACCAGCAGAAGGCCAGCUCUCGCUCCGACUCUCGUGAAGAUGAGGCGUCUCCUCCGAUGAACCCUGUGGUGAAGGGUCGCAGGCGGAGAGGAGCCAUCAGCGCAGAGGUCUACACCGAGGAGGACGCCGCCUCUUACGUCAGGAAGGUCAUCCCUAAAGACUACAAAACCAUGGCUGCUCUUGCCAAAGCCAUCGAAAAGAACGUGCUCUUCUCACAUCUGGAUGACAAUGAAAGAAGUGACAUAUUUGACGCAAUGUUUCCAGUCACAUACAUUGCAGGAGAAAUCGUCAUCCAACAAGGUGACGAGGGCGAUAACUUCUAUGUCAUUGACAUGGGUGAAAUGGAUGUGUAUGUGAACAGUGAGUGGGUCACCAGCAUUGGAGAGGGCGGCAGCUUUGGAGAGCUGGCUCUGAUCUACGGCACCCCGAGAGCCGCCACCGUCAGAGCCAAGACCAACGUGAAGCUCUGGGGCAUCGACAGAGACAGCUACAGGAGGAUACUGAUGGGAAGCACUCUGAGGAAGAGGAAGAUGUAUGAGGAGUUCUUGAGCAAAGUAUCGAUAUUAGAGUCUCUGGAUAAGUGGGAGCGUCUGACUGUGGCUGAUGCUCUGGAGCCGGUGCAGUUCGAGGACAGCCAGAAGAUCGUGGUUCAGGGAGAACCAGGGGACGAGUUCUUCAUCAUCCUGGAGGGAUGUGCAGCCGUUCUGCAGCGCAGGUCAGAAAACGAGGAGUUCGUAGAGGUCGGCAGGUUAGGACCGUCAGACUACUUCGGCGAGAUCGCUUUGCUGAUGAACCGACCGCGUGCAGCGACCGUGGUGGCCCGCGGGCCGCUCAAAUGCGUCAAGCUGGACAGGCCGCGCUUCGAGCGCGUGCUGGGACCGUGUUCGGACAUCCUCAAACGCAACAUCCAGCAGUACAACAGCUUCGUGUCGCUCUCCGUCUGAGAAUCCCCGCCCCCGAAAACCUCAACCGCAGGGUCCACCACACCGUCAGCUUCUCAUCCGCACCGCGUAACCCCAGGCUCGUUAUCGUCACGCGCUUCGUCGAGUGCUUCCCGCGAGAGCUUUAACAGCCGCUUUCAUCGUCGGACAUUUAGAGCCAAAUGAAAGGACAGACAAUCAAAACGUUCGUUCCUCCAAUCAAAUCGCAUCCGGUGUUUUUACCUUUAAUUCCAAGCGGUAAACAAAACCAGUAGAGGAGUAUGAAUAUAUUUAUAGUAGAGUUCUUCUAAAACCCUUUUGAUUUCUUUUACCCUCACAGUGCAGGUUAGUUUUUUAAGACUAGUUUUAUAAGAUUAACUGCCUACAUAUGUAACAGAGUAAGACGUUUGGCUGUACUGAUUAUAUUCUUCAAGCCUCAUUUCCCCUUCGCUAUCACGGUUACACAUGCGGUUUUAUUUCUUAUUAUCAUUCCAGCACACGCUCUUGCUAUUUGUGUUCAGUUGCUUGUUGUAGUAAAUUAGUGAGGCCGUUCCUGUGCGGCGUCAGGUUUUAUUGUGGCUGAUCAAAUUUUUAAAACGGAUUUUUAACUACAGGAAAACUCGAAACGAUGGCAGUUUGUUCUGUUACAAUGCCAGUGCCAAACGUUGGACAGAGCCUCACUUCUUGACUUCUUGACUCGACGAGAGAUUUGAUUCGUAUGUUCCUGCAUGUGCGCCGUCACCGGUUGAGAACAGCUUUCGGUCAGGAUGAUUCAGUAUUUAACUUUUUGUCAGUAUAUGCCGAGAAAUACCAGUUUUAUUUUUUAAUAAGCUUAUUUUUCCACAGUGGCGUAUUUAGUCGCAUGUCAUGAUUUCAAGUGUUUCCAUUUUUUAAACGGGCUCGUUGCUGUUUUAAUGUUGAUCUGAAGCAACCGAAAGGAUUCUAAAAUGAGGUUUUGACGUCAAUGCCGAGGUCACUCUGGUUUCUAGCGGCGCUGUUUGAAAACAGAGGCUCGCAAACACAGUCGGCCGCGUUCGUGAAACUGAAAAUCCACGCGUUUCGCAAAUGAUCUUUGAUACAUUUUUAUAAAAACUCUUCAAGUUAAACGGAACCUUGGCGAUUUGAUGUUUACAUGUCCGUAUUCUGUUGAGUGAUCAAUGUUUGAUUCUUUUUAUUUACAAAAUGUUCCUCGUUUUAGUUUUUGAGAAAUGCAGAUUAAAAAGGUGUAACACAAA
This is a messenger RNA of Megalobrama amblycephala (Wuchang bream), 2529 nucleotides long. RefSeq names its product protein kinase, cAMP-dependent, regulatory, type I, alpha (tissue specific extinguisher 1) b (gene prkar1ab). Gene Ontology annotation, cellular component: cAMP-dependent protein kinase complex. The record is from RefSeq and is a predicted model, not a curated record. The coding region runs from base 179 to 1318 and encodes 379 amino acids. Lineage: Eukaryota; Metazoa; Chordata; Actinopteri; Cypriniformes; Xenocyprididae. The transcript has 11 exons. Gene Ontology annotation, biological process: regulation of protein phosphorylation. Gene Ontology annotation, molecular function: cAMP-dependent protein kinase regulator activity.